Messenger RNA from Spinacia oleracea (spinach), 2421 nucleotides. RefSeq lists its product as uncharacterized. The transcript has 7 exons. The coding region runs from base 1 to 2421 and encodes 806 amino acids. NCBI's taxonomy places the organism in Eukaryota, Viridiplantae, Streptophyta, Magnoliopsida, Caryophyllales, Amaranthaceae. The record is from RefSeq and is a predicted model, not a curated record.
AUGGUGAAGAAAGCGGCAGCGAAGAAAGCGGUUGAAGCUCCUAAAAUCGAUGAUGUCGCGGUUGAAGUUCCGCGAAAGCGAGGACGACGGCCAAAUCUACCUUUUGAAUCAAUUCCUACUCCUAAAAUCGAUGAUGUCGCGGUUGAAAUGGCGGUUGAAGUUCCGCGAAAGCGAGGACGACGGCCAAAUCUAUCUUCUGAAUCAAUUCAUGUUGCUAAGGAAUCUGUGCCUAUAAAAAAGAACAAAAAGGCUGGCAAUCCGAAAACCAAAGAUAUUCAGCUUGUACCUGAACCUGAAAUAGAACCAAUUGAAGGAGAAGAACCAAGUCAACAACUAGCUUUACAAAAUGCUUCUUUGGUUGACGUUCCACAGCCUGAAUCUCAUCAACUCCAUGCACAAGUUUUGAAAGAAGUUGGCGCUGAUGGCCUGCCAAUUGUGUUUAAUUUUGAUACACAAUGUUCAGGAGGAUCAUUGUGUAAAUUAAUUAAAGAAUUCUCUCCUGAACAAAAGGCAGCUGUUGAAGAGAUUGGCUUUGGAGGAUUGUUAAGCCUUCAAUUAAGUCGAAAAAACACUCAGAUGAUGUACUGGUGCAUCAAAUGUUUUGAUGGAGUGAGUUCCUUGUUCUCUAUCAGUGAUUCCAAGCAAUUUGAAAUCACUGAUUAUGAUGUGUACGACUUGUUUAUGCUCCCCCUUUCUGAGCUGGAGGUUGAAGGGGUUAAACGAGGACGCAAUUCUACUAAUCCUGAUUUGGAUUUGAAGAUCAAGUGGAGGAAAGAAUUUGGUUUUGAAGAGGUCAAUGCUCAAAUUCCUGUGAGGCUGCUUGAGGACAGGAUCAAAUUGUUGACAGACGGUGGUGAUCUGUUUAAACAAUUAUUUGUUUUUGUUGCUUUCUCUACUUUUUUUAGUCCUACAGCCAAUAGGACUGUAGAUUUACGAUUGGCUAAGGCUUUGGAGGAUCCUAAAAUGAUUCCCAAAUACAAUUGGUGUAAAUACGUUCUUGACGUAUUAUGUGAGGAAACUGUUAAAUUCAAAAAUUCUUUAUUGAAAGGCAAAGAUCAGAAGACAUUUGGAGGCUGUGUUGUGUUUUUGCAACUUGUGUAUUUUCAGAGGAUUAAGUUUAGGAAUUCCAGUGGUAUUCCUGAUCAAUUACCUCUUAUUCAGCAUUGGACAUCGAAGAUGGUAACCGAUCGGAUUCAUGCUGAAAAUGCAAAUAUGAGUGCAUUAUAUGGUUCUGGUAUAUUGGAGAAGGGGAAGUAUCCAAUUUCCAAAAAGUUUGUUUUUGUUGAUGGUCAAAUAGAUUUGACCCAAAUCAAAUCUAUUUCGAAAGAAAAUGAAGCAGGCAGCAGUGGGGGAAGAGCUGAACAGCCCUAUGUUGGGCGUCGAAUUCCAAGUCGGCGUCCUAGGAUUCUUCAGUUUGAAAUCCCUAAUUCUCAUCCUACAGAUGAAGAAAUUUUCUCUAAAGCCACUGAUGAUUUUCAUGGUCAGUGGUUGUUGAUGAAGAGAGAUCUGGAUGUAGUUUCAGCCAUCCAUGCUGAAGAGCUGUUCAAAUUAAAGGCUUCAAUGCCUUCGCAGAACCAUGGCGAUGAUAUUUUGGAAAAUUCCACUUAUCAAAAGAUGGUUGAUGAGUUGGUGGAGAUUCAUCAGUUGGUGAAGAAUCUACCAAAUGGUUGGGAUGACAUUUUUGGUUCAAGUAACAAUCCAGUUGUUACUGCUGCCCCUCAACCUUCUGCCGUUGUUCCAACUGAGCCUGCAGUUGUUACAGCUGCUGUUGUUGAUGCAACAACAUCUACCGAAGCAAUUAUUCGAGAAGUUGAUCCUGACACUCAAAUAAAUGCAGUUCUUGAUUCUUUGAAAAGCAAAGAUAAAGAAAUUACGGAGGAUGAUGAUGAAGAAAUAGAAGAAUAUGAGCGCGUGUGGGUUGGAUUUCAAAAAUGCAUCAUUAACAACCAUGCUGUAUCAAGAGUGAAUGUCAGUGUCUAUGGCAUAGAGGAAAAUGUGAUGUUUAUGUCUCCGUUUAUGAUAGCAUUUGAAGAUUUAAUGAGGCAUCUUCCAGCAUUUGUUCAAGAAGCUGUGGACUUUGCUGCUCUGACUGAUGGAGAGGGUAUUUUGACUGAUGAUAAAGUUAUAGAAUACAAUCAUUUUAUCGCGGUAGGAAGAGAUGACAUGUGGACCCUUCCUUCCACAUUUGAUAUUCUUUUGAUUCAUAUUGAAGCUUGGGCUUUUUUAUUGAAUGAAAAUGAAAGGAAUCCUGCUGGUUCUCCUCAGAAGCUGUUUUUAGGUGGCACAUAUUGUAAAUAUGUUGCUGAUUUGAUUGAGAAACCAGGCAAUGAAAAAAUCUUGUCUGAAUUGUGUGUUUGUCUUAAUUAUGGUGUGAAAGAUGUAAAUGGAGUUCAAUCGUUGAAAGUUUGUAAUAUGGUAUGA